Messenger RNA from Cryptosporidium ubiquitum, 1017 nucleotides. Its product is annotated as solute carrier family member 2. The record is from RefSeq and is a predicted model, not a curated record. The coding region runs from base 1 to 1017 and encodes 338 amino acids. Gene Ontology annotation, cellular component: endoplasmic reticulum membrane; Golgi membrane. The transcript has a single exon. Gene Ontology annotation, molecular function: UDP-glucose transmembrane transporter activity; UDP-galactose transmembrane transporter activity. NCBI's taxonomy places the organism in Eukaryota, Apicomplexa, Conoidasida, Eucoccidiorida, Cryptosporidiidae. Gene Ontology annotation, biological process: UDP-galactose transmembrane transport.
AUGAACGAUACAAUAAUAGGAGCUUUCUGUGUCUCUGGGAUCUACUUUUUUUUUAUUUUAUAUGGAAUCGUACAAGAACGAAUCCAUACUUUGGGUGAUAGAAAAGUCGGUGAUAACUUCAAUUAUAGCUUGUUUUUAGUCUUUUGUUUUUGUUUGGUGAACACGGUUGUAAGCUUUGGAAUUAUUCAAAUAGAAAAAUGGAGAACCAGAUCGAGAAGAGAAAGCACUCAUGUUAAAAAUAAAAGUUCCAAAAAUAUUGACGCAAUAUCAAUAUCUGGUUUAUCGUUUGAAUGCAUUUUCCAAAUUAUGUUGACUUCAGCAACAUAUCUAGCUGCGAUGGUUCUAACAAAUCUUGCAUUAGGAAAGGUCAAUUAUCCAACUCAAGUUCUUGUAAAAUCUGCAAAAUGUGUUCCAAUCAUUGUUAUUGGAACCUUAUAUUUCAAAACUAAAUAUCCUUGGUAUGACUACUUGGCAGUAAUAGUUAUCACUAUUUCCCUUUCUUGUUUUAACAUGAUGCAAAUAAAGACUAAUAAGGUAGGGACCGUUCAAACUCUUUCAGGAGUGUCACUUCUUGGAUUGUCUUUAUUAUGCGAUGGUCUCACAGGCCCUAGACAAGAUAAACUUAUCAAAAAAUACAAUGUUACGUCCAACGUCCUGAUGUUUUAUACUAACUUAUUUGCAACAAUCAUAUGUGGUCUUUUGUCCAUAAUAUUUGAAGGGCAAAAACCUUAUUUAUUUAUUUCUAGAUUCCCCUCAACCCCAUACUAUAUACUUUCUCUAUCUUUAACAGGUACAUGUGGGCAAUUCUUUAUAUUCCAAUCACUCAUUAGAUUUGGUUCUCUAUAUUUGGCGAUCAUUACUACAACUAGAAAGUUUUUUACUGUUUUGGUUUCUGUUGUUAUUUUUGGACACAAAUUAUCGUUUGGUCAGUGGCUAUGUGUUUCUGCAAUAUUCAUUGUUUUAGGAAUACAAACGGUUUUCUCCAGAAAAAAUAAGGAAAAAUUAAAAACUAAAUAA